GGAUUACAGGCUUGAGCCACUGUGCCUGGCCCUCUGUUUGACUUUCUAUGAGAAGUAACUUUUCUGAAUAAGGCUGGGGAGGGUUCGAGGAGAUUUUAAAAAGUGCUGUGUUUACUAGUCUUUGUACUAGCCCGCAGAUGCAUGGUAUAAAACAGCCCCCAACAAGAGGGAGUAUCCCUACUACAGUUGCUAAAGAAGUGAGAAUUGAGGCUAUGGUCUCUUUCCAUUGACCAAUCCAUCUCUCGAGCCAAUUUGAAAUAAGGUUGUAAAUGUCGGAAUUUUUUUGCUAACUCAUUCGAUGAGGCAGUAAGCCCUUGGAGGGCUUGUGUUAUGUUUCCAUUGGAAGCAGUGUUGUUUGGGAGAAAGGUGCAACACUGAGUUUUGAUCAUAACACAAACACCACCUUUUCCUGCUAAUAUCGUAUCUAAAGCUAUCCUAGUCUCCCAGGCCCUUUGACUAGUGGAUCUUAAUUGUUCAGCUAUUCCCUUAACAGCAUCUUUUGGAGAGUUAACCAAAUGCUGCUGGUGGUAAUAAAUGUAGUUUAUCCAAUCUACAUUUUUAUUAUUUGUUACCCACCAAAACAACAUUGACUCAAACCCUGUAGCUAUUUGAUUCCUGGCUUUAAAUUUUUCUGGUGCUCCAUGAGGAACUCCAAUGGCAUCUAAAUAGAUAUGGGAAUCAAAAGACCCAUAAGGGGCUGCUUCAUUUGGGGCUUCUCUUAUCUGCCUAUGGCGUGUUUUUCUCUCUCUCUGGUUGAUGAAAUGCCAGGGUAAAAGGGUUAGCCAAGUGAACUAGAGCAACAGUACCCUUCCAUUUGUUUGGCAGAGUGUCCAGUAAAGGCCCUCCACAAUACCACCAUGCAUCUGCUCGGGGAUGAGUAAGGGUGGACUGAUGGGUCGGCUUUUGGCAGUACCUGACUUUACUGCAUUCUGUUAAGUUUCCAAGGAACACUAAGUUAUCCCCCUGUCAUGAGAGACACGAGGUGAACUUUGCCUUGGGAGAUGGAGGCUGUAUGGCCCUCGGGGGCUGAUUCGCAAGGUGUUGAACUUCAGGAAAUAGCAGAGAAAGAGCUUGGCACAGUUCACUAUCCCAGGUGGUGGAAUCUUGAAAAAAAGCUACCAUGUACUCCAUGUCUGCUUGAUUCGAGGACCAUCUAAGUGGAAAGGAAACAAUCUGGGCGUCAGGUCUACAGUGUGCACAAGCGUAACACUUGCUUAUUUAAAGUGCAGAUGGAAUAUUUAUUCUAACUAGACAUUUGCAUCUUGGUAUCCUGUUUCAAUAGCUACGGUCUGUCUUAGGUCUUUUACUUCUACUACAGAAAUACUGGGUUUGUCAUUGUGCCGGGGAGGAGUGAUUGAUAAAGAGAUUGAAGGAGCAAUAAAACAUAUUUCAAAGAUUCCUUUAGGAUCUUUUCCUGAAACGUCAGCUCCUGUGCCAUAAAUAUGUCGUAAUGAGGGAGAAGAGUUUUUAGAUGUUGGACAGCAUGAGCCCACCUUGUAUGGAAGUUAAAUCCUCUGUCUUCUGAAUUUCAGGACGUGAGGCUCUGUCUACAGUCAGCAACUUGGAAUAUUCAGACUUCAAACCAGCAUUGCAGACUAUAACCCUCCAUAAAUCACCCACAGCCCAGCUCCUAUCAAAUGCCAAACUGAAACACUCAUGGACAUGUGACUUCGGUGUUCCCAACAUCUUAAGAUCAAGUUGGUUUAUGCAACCUUUGUAUCUAUUUGGGACAAAGCAAGAACAAUAAGGGUAAAAAAGUGAAAAAAAAAAAAGAGCGAUUCCUGAGUAAUUGCAAAUGCUGGGAGAGUUUACCACUCCAGGGUGAAGAGUCUGUACCAACAUGUCUGCCUACUACAGGAAUAACGGGUUUGAGGAAGACCCAGAUUACCUUGACUAUUCAAGGUCUCCGAACCGUACACAAGGGUAUUCGAAAACUCAGGGUUAUCCAGAUGCUCUGGGUCCUUCAAACAAUCCACACAACUCCGGCACCAGGAACAAUCCAUACUCUGUAGACUCCAGAGCACGUCCAGACUAUCCUGGAUCUCUGAGUAAUCCAGACUAUUCUGGAACCAGAAGUGAAGCAUACUCUUCAGCCUCUAGAACAAGCCCAGACCAUCCUAUCUCUCUACCAGAGCCAGAUUAUAGUGAAUUUCAGAGUCAUCUGUACCACCGACCAUCAUCCAGACAGCCAGACUACCCUGGAUCUCAACGAAAUCCUGAUUUUGUAGGCUCCAGCAGCAGUGGAAACUAUGCAGCCUCCAGAACACAUCCAGAUUAUUUUGGCUCCUUAGGAAAACCGGACUACCCUGGAGCUCAGAGCAACUCUGAUCAUCCUGGACCCAGGGCCAACUUGAACCGUCCAGGCUCCAGAAGGAAUCUAAAACAUAGAGGUUUCAGAAUCAAUCCAUACACAGAUUCUCUGGGAGAGCCUGAUUAUCCAGGUGCUGAGAUUCAACCUAACUCUCCACCCUUUUUUGGGGAGCCAGACUAUCCGGGAACUGAGGACAAUCAGAACUCAUCAAGUGCUUGGGGAGAACCUGACUAUUCAGAUGCUGAGAAUGGUCAUGAUUAUGGCUCUUCUGAGACCCCAAAGAUGACCAGGGUGGUGCUCAGCAGAACAUCUUCAAUCCAGCCGUCAUUUCAUCCCAGGAGCAAUGGCUUCUUGGGCAACCUUUGGGGAGAGAAUGAAGAUCACCCUGAAAGCAUUGAAAUGACAUCCAUGGAGAUGGCAAACUCAUAUGGGCACUCUCUGCGAGAUGCUCCUGGAAAUGGCUAUGGUCAGAAGUUAAUUGCAUCUCUCAUACCCAUGACAUCCAGAGACAGAAUUAAAGCCAUCAGAAACCAGCCAAGGACCAUGGAAGAGAAAAGGAAUCUUAGGAAAAUAGUUGACAAAGAAAAAAGCAAACAGCCUCAUCAUAUCCUUCAGCUUAAUUGCUGUGUUCAGUGUCUGCACUCCAUUUCACAGGCUUAUCGGAGAUCCAAGGGCAGCCUGUCAGAAAUUCUCAAUUCCAUCAGCCUGUGGCAGAAGACGCUGAAAAUCAUCGGAGGCAAGUUUGGAACCAGCGUUCUCUCCUAUUUCAACUUUCUGAGAUGGCUUUUGAAAUUCAACAUUUUCUCAUUCAUCUUGAACUUCGGCUUCAUCAUAAUCCCUCAGUUUACCAUGGCCGAAAAGAACACCCUCCAGUUCACUGGGUUGGAGUUUUUCACUGGGGUGGGUUAUUUUAGGGACACAGUCAUGUACUAUGGCUUUUACACCAAUUCCACCAUCCAGCACGGGAACAGCGGGGCAUCCUACAACAUGCAGUUGGCCUACAUCUUCACUAUCGGAGCGUGCUUGACCACCUGCUUCUUCAGUUUGCUGUUCAGCAUGGCCAGGUAUUUCCGGAACAACUUCAUUAACCCCCACAUUUACUCCGGAGGGAUCACUAAGCUGAUCUUUUGCUGGGACUUCACUGUCACUCAUGAAAAGGCCGUGAAGCUAAAACAGAAGAACCUUAGCACCGAGAUAAGGGAGAACCUGUCAGAGCUCCGUCAGGAGAAGGCCAAGUUGACAUUCAAUCAGCAGCUGACCCGCUUCUCUGCCUACGUGGUGUCCUGGGUUGUCUCUACAGGAGUGGCCAUCGCCUGCUGUGUAGCCGUUUAUUACCUGGCUGAGUACAACUUAGAGUUCCUGAAGACACACAAGAACCCCGGGGCGGUGUUGUUACUGCCUUUCGUUGUGUCCUGCAUUAAUCUGGCCGUGCCACGUAUCUACUCCAUGUUCAGGCUCGUGGAGAGGUACGAGAUGCCGCGGCACAAAGUCUACGUUCUCCUGAUCCGAAACAUCUUUUUGAAAAUAUCAAUCAUUGGCAUUCUUUGUUACUAUUGGCUCAACACUGUGGCCCUGUCUGGUGAAGAGUGUUGGGAAACUCUAAUUGGCCAGGAAAUCUACCGGCUUCUUCUGAUGGAUUUUGUGUUCUCUUUAGCGGAUUCCUUCCUGGGGGAGUUUUUGAGGAGAAUCAUUGGGAUGCAACUGAUCAAAAGUCUUGGAGUCCAGGAGUUUGACAUUGCCAGGAAUGUUCUAGAACUGAUCUAUGCACAAACUCUGGUGUGGAUUGGAAUCUUCUUCUGCCCUCUGCUGCCCUUUAUCCAAAUGAUUAUGCUUUUCAUCAUGUUCUACGCCAAAAAUGUCAGCCUGAUGAUGAAUUUCCAGCCUCCAAGCAAAGCCUGGCGGGCCUCACAGAUGAUGACUUUCUUCAUCUUCUUGCUCUUUUUCCCAUCCUUCACCGGGGUCUUGUGCACCCUGGCCAUCACCAUUUGGAGAUUGAAGCCUUCAGCUGACUGUGGCCCUUUUCGAGGUCUGCCUUUCUUCAUUCACUCCAUCUACAGCUGGAUCGACACCCUGAGUACACGGCCUGGCUACCUGUGGGUUGUUUGGAUCUAUCAGAACCUCAUUGGAAGUGUGCACUUCUUUUUCAUCCUCACCCUCAUUGUGUUAAUCAUCACCUACCUUUACUGGCAGAUCACAGAGGGAAGGAAGAUUAUGAUCAGGCUGCUCCAUGAGCAGAUCAUUAAUGAGGGCAAAGAUAAAAUGUUCCUGAUAGAAAAGUUGAUCAAGCUGCACGAUAUGGAGAAGAAAGCAAACUCCAGCUCCCUUGUUCUGGAAAGGGGAGAGGUGGAGCAACAAGGCUCUUUGCAUUUGGGGGAACAUGAUGGCAGUCCUGACUUGCGAUUUAGAAGAUCCGUUCAAGAAGGAAUUGCCCAGAAGGAAAUCCAAGCCUUUAGCCAGGAGCGGAAACUGACUACAGUGUAAAGAUCAACGUAAAAUUGGGCGUUCUGUGCCAUUUUUUACGCCUGGAUUGCUGAUUUUUCAAGACAAAAUACUUGGGGUUUUCCAAUAAAGACUGUUGUAAUGUUGAAACGAGCCUACAAAAACCUAGGAAGAAAUAACUAGGGAAUAAUAUAUUUUAUCUUCAAAAAAUGUGUGCAUGAUUGGUUCUUAGGAAUCUCACCUGCCAGACUUCCCAGACCUGGCAAAGGUUUAGGAACUGUUAAGAAUAGUGGUCCAGCCUGAAUAAACAUGCAAUCCCUAAGCAGGGAUGUGAAGCCUG
Molecule: messenger RNA, 5090 nt
Organism: Callithrix jacchus (white-tufted-ear marmoset)
Lineage: Eukaryota; Metazoa; Chordata; Mammalia; Primates; Cebidae
Gene: TMC5
Product: transmembrane channel like 5
Cellular component (GO): plasma membrane
Molecular function (GO): mechanosensitive monoatomic ion channel activity
Source: RefSeq, a predicted model, not a curated record